UUACUCACAAACUGGACCACUUUGGUAUUUAAGGUGUAUGCAAACCCAGAAGACUUGAAAUUAUCAGAGAAAAAGGAUUUGAAAACAAACCUAAAUGACCCGGAUGUCGAACGUGUCAGAAGAAAUCACCUGAAUGACAUCGAGAACAUCAUCCCGUUUGUCCUGUUGGGAACGUUCUACGUCCUGAUCAAGCCAAACCCUUGGGUGGCACUUAUGCACUUCCGGGCAUUCGCAGGCGCAAGGAUCUUCCACACCAUAGCGUACCAACUCGCACUGCCCCAGCCUUCUCGCGCGUUAGGGUUUCUCGUCGGCUACGGAAUCUGCAUGUCGAUGGCAGGACAAGUGCUGAUGGCUACUUUUUAAAAUGAGGAAAUCCCUGAAUACUCUUUAGUAGAGAAUAGAAGCUAUAUGUCUUUUAAAGCUUACUGGUAUUGCGUUAAUGAACAUUAACUUUUCACUUUCUACACAGACAUAAUCCCAGACUAUUAAUUUGAAUUUAGUAUUAAUUAUAACAAACCCAUCACUUUUUUAUUUGCCAUUUGUGAGAGAAACUUGGGUAAAUUGUAAGACUCUUCUUGGUCUGCUUUUUUAUGAUGUAGUUUAGAAUGAUUUGAUAUUAGAAUUGCAACAUAAAUAAAUAUAUAUACACAAUAAUGUAUUACACAAUCAAACGCAAAAUAAACGAUUUUGACGUUUUA
Lingula anatina is the source of this 698-nucleotide messenger RNA. RefSeq names its product microsomal glutathione S-transferase 1. Lineage: Eukaryota; Metazoa; Brachiopoda; Lingulata; Lingulida; Lingulidae. The record is from RefSeq and is a predicted model, not a curated record. Gene Ontology annotation, cellular component: membrane.